CAUCUACAAUGUGUCCAAGCCUGCCCUUGAUUAUCAAGCAUUGCAAUUGGCCAGCAUUCAGUCCACAUUAAGUCCGAUCUCUUGACUAGAGUACAUGUUUCCUUGAGAAAAGUACAAAUAGCCUCGUCUGCUCAUGCGCCUGCUGUUCCGCUUCAUCCUCAUCUCCCUCACACUCUUCAUGUUUAACUCUCCACUCCGAAGAAUAUAUCAAACCUCCAAACAUUUCAUCCAGGUACCCGCCACUGCACUCCGCACCAUGUCUUCCUCUUCAGAGAGACCAACAGGCCUGAUUGGCAAAUCGGGCAUUGAACUCCUCACGUUCGGCACCCCCAAUGGCCAUAAAGCAUCUAUCAUCCUCGAGGAAUUGAAGGCGGCCUAUGGAAAGGAGUACAUCUACCAAAGCAUCAAUAUUAUGGAGAACAUCCAAAAGGAGCCCUGGUUCACCAAAAUUUCUCCCAAUGGACGCAUUCCAGCAAUUGUCGAUCACGAUCGCAACGACUUCACUGUUUUUGAGGGUGCAGCCAUCCUGUCAUAUCUUACAAGACAUUAUGACCCGGAGCAUAAACUUAGCUUUACCGACCCAGAUGAUUUGAGCCGAUGUGAGCAGUGGGUGGCUUGGCAGCACGGCGGCUUGGGCCCAAUGCAAGGACAAGCCAACCACUUCUACCGGCUAGCCAAGGAGCGCAUCCCAUACCCCACUCAGCGCUACGUCGGGGAAAGCGAGCGUCUCUACGGCAUCCUCGACAUUCAGCUCGCUGACCGCGACUAUCUCGUAGGUCCCGGCAGAGGCAAGUACUCCAUUGCGGACAUCGCCAGCUUUUCCUGGGUCAACGUCGCGUAUUUCGCUGGUGUGGAUCUCGCGAAGUUCCCCAAUGUUGAGAGGUGGUGGAAGAGUAUUGUCGCAAGACCCGCUGUAAAGAAAGGAUUGGCAGUUCCUGGUGAGAGUAAGCUGGUGAAUGAGGCGUAUCAACGGAGGUUGAAGGAGGAGGACGGAUUUAAGGAGGCGGAGGAUAAGUUGAAGGAUUUGGCUGAUAAGGCUAAAGAGCAGUAUGGUUAUAAGUUUGCCUCUCCUUAGAGAUGGCAGGAGAGGCGAUGAAUAGAGAAUGUAUUAUCUAGGAGCCAUGCUUGCUACAGGUUGGAAGAUGAAUUGUUCAAAAAACAAUGAGUUUGCACGUUAAUCGUCUCAAAUCAAGUACUUGAUCUCUCUAACCAGUACCACCCAA
Messenger RNA from Cadophora gregata, 1223 nucleotides. RefSeq lists its product as uncharacterized. Lineage: Eukaryota; Fungi; Ascomycota; Leotiomycetes; Helotiales; Ploettnerulaceae. The transcript is spliced from 2 exons. The record is from RefSeq and is a predicted model, not a curated record. The coding region runs from base 134 to 1075 and encodes 313 amino acids.